AGAACUGUCAUCGACAUUUGGCAAAACAGCGGUGGUGUGUCGUCGCGAAGUGCUAUAGGUAUAUAAAUAUUUUUAACGUGAAAACUAGAGAAUUCGUGGCCAGGAACAAUAUAGCAUUGUUAUAGGAGCAAUAGGAAGAGUACUUCUAGUGAAUUCAAAAGCUAUCUAUUACAUAACAAUCUGUUCCGGUGCAGACCUUGUCGAGUCGUAUUAAUUUGGCGAUAAGCGGCUUUGCGACUGCCAAACCCAGCAGGAAGGCCUUCCGUGAACAAAACGGUGAUGUUUUAAAAUCUAUUAGAUAAAACAAAAAGACCUGACAGUAAAAAAUAUUGUGAGAUAACAGUGGAAUAAGGAUGAGCACGGGAAGUACGGGGUCCACUUUUCCCAAGUGGCAGCUGGCUAUACUGAUCGGUGCCCCAGUUGCACUGGGGAUCGGUUAUUUGUACUGGAAAAAGUCCACCGAAGCAGAAGAAUCGGACGACACGCUGACGAAGAAAAAACUCGGUGAAAUCAAGGAUAAGACCAUUUCGCUUGAUGGGGAGAGUACGCACGAUGCACCUUCAAAGCGGAAGACUCUAACGCCACUCGAGGAAGCGCAGAAACACAAAAAUGAAGGGAAUGUUUAUUUUAGAGAAGCAAAAUACGACUUAGCAAUACAGGAGUACGACCUGGCAAUCGAGAAGUGCCCAACAACAGAAAACAAUGACUUAUCUACGUUCUACCAGAACAGAGCAGCAGCGUAUGAACAUCUACAGAAAUGGAGCUCUGUAGUGCACGAUUGUACCAAAGCGCUAGAGUGUAAUCGAAAAUAUCUUAAAGCCCUCAAGCGAAGAGCAAAGGCCUACGAGCAGCUGAAAGAGCUUGCCAAAUCCCUGGAGGAUAUAACGGCUGCCUGUAUUCUGGAAGGAUUCCAAAACAAACACACACUCAUUCUAGCGGAUCGUGUUUUGAAAGAACUUGGUCAACAGCACGCCAAAGAAGCUCUGAAGGAGAAACACGACGUCCAACCGUCAAAAUUUUUCGUGAAGAACUAUUUUGCCUCAUUUUCGGAUGAUCCGAUCAGGAAGAUGGUGAUUGCCAGCAGUGAACCGAAAGGUUUCGUAAAAGCUAAACUGCUGCUGGACCAGGGAGAGUACGACGGUAUUGUAGCAGCAUGUACGGAAGAAAUCGAAUCGAGUGAAGCCGAUUCCGAGUACAAAGUGGAAGCAAUUUUAUUGAGAGCAACGUUUUAUCUGCUAACAGCACGCUAUGAAGAAGCGGCUUCUGACCUUGACACCGUAAUCGGCAUGGAGCUGGCGGAUAAAAAACUGCGAGCUAACGCUCUUAUCAAGCGUGCGUCACUUGCUAUGCAAACGCAACCAAAUACACCGGAAGAAUGUUUCACAUAUUUUGCCCAAGCUGAAGAACUAGACCCGACAAACAGCGAUAUCUAUCACCACCGUGGUCAGGUGUUUAUUCUGAUUGAACGACUGUCGGAAGCCAUAAGCGACUUUGCCAAAGCUUGCUUACUCUGUCCCAACUCCGGUAUAAUAGCAAUUCACAAGUGCUAUGCUAGCUACCGGCAAGCAAUGAUCAACAAAGACGAAUAUGCCCUGCGAAAGGUGAUGGAAGGAUUCCGCGAUGCGAUCGAACGUUUCCCCGACUGCGUGGAAUGUUACAGUUUGAUGGCACAGGUACUUUGCGAUCAGCAGGAGUUCCAAGAAGCGGACAACUUUUUCGAAAAAGCAACCAAAAUCGAACCAGAGAAUGCACAGAUUCUAGUCCACAAAGCGUUACUGCAGCUCCAAUGGACGGCGAAUCUCGAUGUGGCCGUACAGUUGAUCGAGAAAGCAAUAGAAAUCGACGAUAAGUGCGAAUUUGCCUACGAAACGCUUGGAACCAUUCAGGUUCAGCGGGGACAACUAGCGGAGGCGAUAAAAUUGUUCGAGUCCGCUAUAAAGCUGGCCAAAACGGAAAUGGAACUGGUUCACCUAUACUCGCUUAAGGAUGCCGCCAUCGCGCAGGUCAACGUCACGAAAAACAUGGGUUUAGAUAUCGCAUCCCUGGCGCAACUGUCCCAAGGACCAUUUUAAGUCGGCUUUCGGAGAAUACCCGAAUCAACAUUUAUUAUGGAUUAUAAUUUUACAGAAAACCUUAAAUUCACCAGUGCAAGCUUUUACCUCAUCUGUUAGUUUAGCCUGAAUUUUGUUUUUGUUAGUUUGGACCAGCGCAUCCAUGUGCUGAAUGCCUGCUGUUGUAGUUCAUCGUCCCUCGGAUAAUUUAGUGCAAAAUGAGUGUGGAUCACUAGCUAGGGAAGUUCGCUCAUAAAAAUUAUAUAUUUUUAGAAGUCGAUUAUUUCACAAUUCGGUAAAAAACAAUAAAAAAGUACACAAAAUUACAAGCAAACCUAAAAGAGUUACUACUACGUUUUAGGCCCUAUAAGUAGUCUAAUAUACCUAUUAACUAAACUUGGCCGCUAUCGUCUAAAUAAAGUUAAGAGUUAAGUUAAUCUAGUA
Messenger RNA from Topomyia yanbarensis, 2495 nucleotides. It is a transcript of the gene Tom70, whose product is annotated as mitochondrial import receptor subunit TOM70. Bases 354 to 2072 code for a protein of 572 amino acids. The transcript has 3 exons. The record is from RefSeq and is a predicted model, not a curated record. NCBI's taxonomy places the organism in Eukaryota, Metazoa, Arthropoda, Insecta, Diptera, Culicidae. Gene Ontology annotation, molecular function: protein binding.